AUGCAAGGCUCUCAUUUCUCGUGGCUGCUUGCCGCGCUCGUCCCUUUUACCCUUGGUCAGACGAUCGAUGUCGAUGGCAAGGCGGUCCCUGCGGAUGAGAGCAAUGUUGCCCCUGCUUGGACAAAGCCUGUGACUGCUUCUUCCAAAAGCCCUUUCGCCGAUGCUACUCCUCAGCUGACUGAUGCUGUCCUUGCUAACCUCACCGACUUGAACUUGAGUGAUGUUGACCUAUUCUACUUUGCCGACACAAAGACAUCUAAGAAGCGAAAUGCCCUUUCCCACUCCAAGUGCAAGGUCUUCCCUGGCGACAAGGCUUUCCCUGGCAAGUUCAUCUGGAGUGUCUUUGACCUUCUCACCGGCGGCGCACUCAUCAAAACUGUUCCUCUUGGCUCAGCUUGCUACAAGGGUGAGCACUACGAUGAAGAGAAGUGUAAAUUCCUUCUGGACAACUGGUCCAACAGCACAACACAUAUCGAUGAUCCUACAUCGGUCAUGUCCCCUCUCUUCCAAGGCGCCACCUGCGAGCCCAGCAACGCUGCCUCAGGCGGCAAGUGCACCAUCGGUGGCUUCCCCCUGUACGCUAUGAAGGCCACCAACGUUGCUCAGAUCCAGCUCGCUGUCAACUUUGCCCGCAACCUGAACCUCCGCCUUGUCAUCCACAACACUGGUCAUGACUUCCUUGGUAAGAGCACUGGUGCUGGUGCUCUUAGCAUCUGGACACAUCACCUGAAGGAUGUCAAGUUCACCAAGAACUACCGCGGUAACAGCCAGUACACUGGUCCUGCUUUCAAGCUUGGUGCUGGUGUUCAGGUCAAGGACUUGUAUCAGGCUGCUGACAAGGAGGGAUACACUGCUGUCGGCGGAGAGUGUCGCGAUGUCGGUGUUACUGGUGGAUACCUUCCUGGAGGUGGUCACUCUCCUAUCAGCCCUAUCGCUGGUCUUGCUGCCGAUCAGCUUCUCAGUGCUGAGAUCGUCACACCCGAUGGUCGCUUCGUCACUGCCGAUGAGAAGCAAAACACUGACCUCUUCUGGGCCAUCCGUGGUGGUGGUCCCGCCACAUGGGGUGUCGUCGUCUCCAUGACUGUCCGUGUCUACCCCAAGAUGUCCUUCUCCGGUAUGACCUGGAGCGUCGUGACCAAGCAAGCCGGUAUCUCAGAAGAAAAGCUCUUCAAAGCACUUGAGGCUUACUGGCGCCGCUUCCCUGAGUACUCUGACAAGAAGAGCUACGGUUACGGUUUCAUCUUCCCCCAGGGCAAUGGAAGCUAUCUGUGGACCAUGAACCCUUGGAUGGUUCCCAACAUGCCCCUCCCUAAGUUCAAGAAGAUGGUUCAGCCUCUCCUUGAUGAAUGGAAGGAACUUGGCGUUGACCCAAAGCCCGAAUUCUUCCAACACGACAGCUUUUACCCUGCCUGGAAGACUCACUUCCCUGCCGAGAAUGCUGGCAGCUACACCGGUCGCUCUGGAUCUCGUCUCAUUCCCCGUAAGAACUGGGACGACUCCAAGCUUCUCGACAAGACCAUUGAGACUCUGAAGGGUAUCCUCAAGGAAGAUGGUGUCCUGGUCCUCUACAACAUCAACGCUGAGCAAACCAAGGAGACUCCUGCCAACUCAGCCAACCCUGCCUGGCGCGACGCCAACAUGUUUGUCAUCACCGCCCUCAACUGGAAGCUCGACGACACCGAGGAGGAGAUCGCUAGGGUGAACAACAAGAUCACCUUUGACAUCAUGGAGCGUCUCAAGGCUGUUACCCCCGGUGGUGGCGGUUACGGUAACGAGGGUGAUGUUAUGGACCCCGACUUUGGUCAGUCUUACUUUGGAUCUAACUACAAGAAGCUGUACCAGUUGAAGCAGAAGAUUGAUCCUUAUGGUCUCCUUUAUGCUCCUACCGCCGUUGGUAGUGAGGAUUGGUACAUCACUGGGCAACCCGCCUAUGUGACCAGGCAGACUGGCCGACUGUGCCGCAAGUAG
Fusarium coffeatum is the source of this 1968-nucleotide messenger RNA. RefSeq lists its product as uncharacterized. The record is from RefSeq and is a predicted model, not a curated record. Lineage: Eukaryota; Fungi; Ascomycota; Sordariomycetes; Hypocreales; Nectriaceae. Bases 1 to 1968 code for a protein of 655 amino acids. Gene Ontology annotation, molecular function: FAD binding; oxidoreductase activity. The transcript has 3 exons.